Messenger RNA from Gryllus bimaculatus (two-spotted cricket), 5327 nucleotides. NCBI's taxonomy places the organism in Eukaryota, Metazoa, Arthropoda, Insecta, Orthoptera, Gryllidae. The record is from the annotation of a GenBank genome assembly.
AGUGAAGUUCAUAAUUCUCUUGAUUUGUAUAAGAAUAAAAGAAAUAGUAUUUGACUAACGUUGUAUAUCCGUUUCCCAUUUAAACAUCUUGAACACCCCCGGACACGUAUGCAACUGCCAUUUUGUAGCAGCGUCUCUUCUGCUGAGGUUCGUCUUGUGAGCUGCUCCGGAUUUCGAAAUGGUGAAGAUGGAACAUGAGGAUGGCAAAAACGAGCCUGAACACGUCCGAAAAUUGUUCAUUGGUGGACUUGACUAUAGAACUACCGACGACUCCUUAAAGAAGCAUUUUGAACAAUGGGGGGAAAUAGUUGACGUGGUAGUCAUGAAAGACCCAAAAACCAAAAGAUCUCGUGGAUUUGGUUUUAUCACUUACUCGCGGGCUCACAUGGUGGACGAUGCUCAAAAUGCUAGACCACAUAAAGUUGAUGGAAGAAUAGUAGAACCGAAACGUGCAGUCCCUCGCCAGGAAAUCGGAAGACCAGAAGCUGGUGCGACAGUAAAAAAACUUUUUGUUGGCGGUCUCAAAGAGGAUAUGGAUGAGGAGCAUUUGAGGGACUAUUUUAAAUCUUAUGGUCAUAUUGUGUCGUGUGCUAUAGUCACAGAUAAAGAAACUGGAAAGAAGAGGGGAUUUGGUUUUGUGGAGUUUGACGAUUACGAUCCUGUUGAUAAAAUUUGUUUACAAAGAUCACACCAACUUAGAGGGAAACACAUAGAUGUUAAGAAAGCUUUAAGCAAGGCAGAAAUGGCUGGAGUUGGAGCAGGAGGAAGAGGAGGUGGCCGAGGUGGUCCCAGAGGAUCUGUUGGUGGUGGUGGAGGUGCUGGAGCUUGGGGAGGUCCUCGUGGAGGUGGUGACUGGAACAGUGGAGGUGGAUACAGCGGUGGUGGUUGGGGAGGUGGAGACCCCUGGGAAAGCCAAGGUGGUGCUAGUGGUGGAUGGGGACAAGGAGGUGGUCAAGGCUACAGUGGUGGGGGAGGAAACUGGAGUAGUGACAGCUUUGGUGGUGGCUACCAGCAAAACUAUGGAGGUGGCCCAGUCAGAGGCAACUUUGGAAGUGGAGGCAGACCAAGCCCCUAUUCUGGUAAGAAAGAGCCAAGUUCCUAUUCUGGUGGUGGUGGAGGCGGCGGUGGCUACAGCACUGGUGUGGGAGGAGGAUAUGGAGGUGGAGCCCGGCGAUAUUAAUCUCUAAAUUGCUCUUUUACACGCCUUAAUAUCCAGGUCCUACCAUACCUUAGGCUAACUGACAGGGCAGGCAUAGAAAGGAAGUCAGUGCAAGGCAGAGGCAGGCUAUAUGAGGCACAGGGUGGCAGGAUUAGCAAGCAGAUUAGCCAACCCCGAUCAGCAUUCGCCAGGCAUAGGAGAGACACAGUAUAGGCCAGCCUUACAGCCCAAAGUCACAUCAAGACACAAGUGUUAUUUUUAUGGUCAGUGGUCUGAGGUUAUUGUUGAGUUGCACAUGAGGACAAUGUUGCUAAAGUGCACAGCAUAAAAAUAGGCUCUGGAUAUUUUCUGCACUUAUGUGUAAAUGCUAAGCAUUUUGUGGGUACCUAUUCCCAGAUGAAAUUUUAAUUUGACACUUGUAUUGUUCCAUUUUCUUUCUGGCAGUACAACCUGCUUGAUUUAUCUUAAAAGGAAUAUCACUAAUAAAAAUUCUAUGUGACUGUAGGUUGAAUUGUAAUUUUGUUUAAAGUAUAUUAAAUGUGGCAGUUUUAGUUAAGAUUGCUUAUUUUUCACUCAUAAAUCCAUUAUACCACUUAUUGUAUAGCAGUAUUAAGGAAGUGUGUGCAGUAUGACUAGGUUUUUUGGGUCAUUUUAAGGUACAUUUCAAAAUUGUCGUUCUUACCUAGUUUUGACUGCAUAAUUGUCAUGUGAGGUGUGUCAAUAAAUGUUUACUUGGAAGAAAUGUGUCAUUUAAUUAGGUUAGGAUCAUAGUAUUUAUUGCAUUUAUUUUUGCAGAAGGUAUACAGGGUGUAGGUACAUGACUAGUAACUGAUUCAUAGUAAUACUACCUACUUCCCUGAGCUUUGUCACUUGUGUUCAGUGAGCAAGACUUUGUUCUGUACAAAGUACACCAGAUGUGCUGAAGUGCUUACUUCUGCUUGUAAUGUGGAAAGUAGCAUUUCAGUGAUCUGCAUAAUCAGGUUAACUGUAUUUUAGCAGAAAUUUUGUAGAUCUCAAUUCACAUUGUAUUUAAACAUGAAUUAAAUAUAUGUGUGAAGAGGCUGAGUUUUCAUUAUCCAGUAUGUAUUACGGAUUUACAUCAUGAAGAAAUAUGCAGUGUAGGUACUAUUGUGAUUUUUUUACACCUUUACCAAUGUUCUUGGAAACUACUACUAAUAACAUGCUUUUCUUUCUGUUGGAGUUGCCAUGUGCAAGAUUACCUAACCUGUUCCUGAGGAAUGGUAAUGACAAGGCUUGCGAUGCCAAAACUGUGGAACCAAAGUGAGCACAUUUUUUAUUUCACAAAACUGCGUCAAGGAUGCAUGUGUAAUUUAUUUACUUACGAAUGGCAAUUGUCCAAAUUAUUAUAUGUAAACAAUUCUAAAUAUAUGUGAAACUAAAGGAUUUAUGGUGAGUACAUUUAAAUCAAACUGAAUUUUAGAACAAAACUUAGUUCUAAAGAGUUAAUACUGCCAUGUGGCAAUAUUUUAACAGAAGAAAUUGCAAUAUUCAGAAAAGUAAAAGAAUACAGUUUGUUUAUGUACAAAAUUUCUUAUAAAAAUUAAUAUAUCUACUAAUCUGCGUUUAGCUUGUGUUUUUUAACUGAAAGUGAAAACAUUUGUAAAUUUGCUUGCUGAAAUAUAUUCAAUCAAUCUUUAACAUAGAAUCUUUAUUCCUGAUCUAUUUAGUUUUGUUGACUUUUGCAUGUGUAUUUACAAACUUAACUGUGUGAUGGCAGAUUGCCAAUAAAUAUUAUAUAACAUACAAUAUGUGUUAACAAAUAUUGCUGUUAUAACCCUUAAAAACCUCAAACAAUUAGGACAAAAAUAGUACUCCCUCCCCCUCCUUUUUGAAAGAAAAGUAUGGGAUCCCUUGGAUUAGGACAAUUAAGUGCAGUUUCUAUGGUCAACCAACAUCUCCAGUACCUGAAAACAUAGUCUUUCAAAUAUUCUCUAAAAGUUGUGUUCAGUGUUUGUAUAGAAUUUGUGGUUUUUAUGAGAACUUUCAUGAUUGUAGGAACUGGAGUAAAAUUCAAGUUGGAAAUGCAUUAUUUAAUGGCAAUGGAUUUGGUCAGUCAUUAAGGGGAUUAAAUUCAACUUCAAUUAACAGUAUUGUUGGCAAUAAAUGUAGCAAAAAGUGAUUUCCCUUAUGAAAUGGGACUCAUUCUAAGAAUUUAGGAUCAAUAUAGUUCUUAAUAAAGAGAUGUGAAUUAAAUAUUUUUGUUUUUAAAGAUAUAAUUUUACACAAUGCUGAGCAUUGCUUGAAGAAAUUCUGUAGCAAAACUAUUUCCAUUUUAUUUUGUCAUAUUACCUGCUUUUGUAACCAUGUAUUAUUGUUCAGUAUUAGUCUCCCUUUUCGUUUUAUAUGAAUUGUAAUACAAUUAAUAAAUAUUUGUUUUUCCUCUUGGGUGAGUUUAAUAAUAGCAUUGAAGAAAGAUAGCAACUCCACUUAUUUCCUCUAUGGUAUUAACAUUUAACACAUAGUACUCCACAACAGUUCUCCCUACUCUUUUUGGCCACAUGAAUCAAUUGAUCAGUCUAAUUUGAGGAGUAGAUGAAAGAACUCUUUAACCUGCACAUAAGGUGGACCAUUUAACUGCUCCAAUAUAUUGUAUUCACUAGUUUAGUGAGUCUUUUUUAUAAUCCAUUAUUGUUACAUAAACUCAAAAGUUUUAGGUAUGAUUCUUGUUUUGUUGCUUAUUUUGAAGCGACUAUUUCAUUCAUAUGUCCACGUAAUAAGAAACCAAUGCGAAGCAACAAUAUAUUCAAAUUAAAUCAAUCCCAGAUAUCUAUAACUUUGUUUAACUUUUGCACUCUCCUGUAAUCACUUUGUUUACUUUUUUAAGAUAAUGAUAGCAAAUAUUUUAAGUCAAUACUAGCUUCUGAGCAUCAACAUUAUAUUAAAAAUGUGUUGUUUUGGUAAUAUUUAAAAAUCUUAAAUAAAAUCUAUUAUUAAAGAUUCAGUGCCUAAAAACAGCAAAAGAAACAGAAAAUGUUUGGAAGCAAUUUCAAGAAUUUUGUAAAGAAAGAAAAUACCAAUGGACAGCACAAACCUCAAAUGAAGAAGUAACACGUAUUUUGGGCAAUAAUAUGCACAGAUUAGAUGGUGAAGAGUAAAAAGAAUAUGCUAUCAUAACUAUGUGAAAUGUUACAACCAAAAUUACACAAGAAAAUACUUUAAUUAGUAUGCAAGCAAGUCCAAUCCGUUCGAAAUUGAUGAAUCCAGCUGCCAAUUCAGCUUGCACAUCUUCCAUUUUGAAUACAUGAAAUCGAAAGACAUGGAAAACUCAACUUCCUAAAAAUUUAAUAAUUGUGUUUUGAAUACAUGUUCUUGUAAGUAGUUUUGGUAUAAUUGUUUUUGAAAGUUUUAUUACCAUAAUAUCAAAACAUAUUUGAAGUUAUUUUCUGCAUUAAACUCAUUCAUAUUUUAAUUGUUUAUAAGUUAUUCCAGGAGACGGUGAUAACUCCAAGCUGAAUGAAAGUUCAACAUAUUCCAGUAGCAAUUUUGAGUAAUAUCUCUUUUUCACAAUUCCUGUGAUUUUAGUUAUCCACUCGAUUCAUGUAAUGUCUUAAUUCGUGAAAUAGUCACACCAAAAAUCACUCAGUGCUGUGAUAUUACUUAUGAUAAUUUUUGUUCUAGACUUGUGAUAAAGAAACUUCCGAAAACUCUGUAUUAAUCAAUUUAAAUUUAGUAUCAUUUUCUUAUCUAAAGUAAUAAUAAAAAUGCUUAUUUUAUUUCCUGAGUCCCAUCCGAAACAUGUAAUGAGUUUUAUAAUCUCAUGAAUUGGAAAGAAUAUAUGGGAAUAUACAGUAAUGGUUUAUGACAUUCUGUUAUUUAUAUUUCAUUUAUGUACAUGAAAGAACACUUUUAAUGGAGAGAUUGUGGUUUCAUUGUAAAUUUCCAAUGAAAUUUACAAAAUAAAUGUAUUAUCUAUCAUUUACCCACCAAUGAAGGAAAAUUGUAAAAUCACAUGCGGAGACUCAUUUUUCUCUGAACUAUUAAACCAUUAUUCCAACCAACUCCUCAAUUAAUUUCCUCUGCACAAAAUUUCACAGGUUUAAAGAAGAAGAAAAUUUAGAGUACAAGUUAUUUAAUAGUACCUAUCUAAAAAUAAGAAAACAUGAUGUAAGAAAUGGUUUACAACUUACCACUGUAUGUUGCAAUUGUA